AGCCCUCCUGACGAAGAAGCGAAAAUGGACUUUCUUCUUGCCGAUUCUCCGGCUUCAUUUUUCUCUGCUUUCCUCUUCCGUCUAUCGAUUUUUUCAUCCAUUUGAUCCUUGAUUGCUUGAAAAUCCACAGGAUUGAUCUUUGAAGAUGAAGUUUGUCGAAGAAUUCUUUUAAUUUUAGUUUCGUUUUCGAUCUCUCAUUUUCUGUUCGGAAAAUCGGUUAAACCCUUAUCGAUUUUUGAUCUUCUGGUUAUUUUUCUUAUGGGCCGUGGUUCUGCUGCGUCUCUUGCUCCGGGGUUUCGAUUUCACCCCACCGACGAGGAACUUGUGCGUUAUUAUCUCAGGCGCAAAGUUUCCGGCAAAUCCGUCCGUUUCGAGCCUAUCUCCGUCACUGACAUAUACAAAUCGGAGCCGUGGGACCUUCCUGAGAAGUCGAAGCUGAAGACUAGAGACUUGGAGUGGUACUUCUUUAGUCCUCUGGAUAAGAAAUAUGGCAACAGUUCAAGGACCAAUAGAGCUACCGAGAAGGGGUAUUGGAAGACGACCGGAAAGGACCGGCCGGUACGUCACAACUCACGGGUUGUUGGGAUGAAGAAGACUCUUGUUUACCACAGCGGGCGGGCGCCUCGCGGGGAUCGCAGCAAUUGGGUGAUGCAUGAAUAUAGAUUAACGGAUGAGGACUUGGAGAAAGCUGGGGUUGUGCAGGAUGCUUUUGUGCUUUGUAGGAUAUUUCAAAAGAGUGGUACAGGACCGAAGAACGGAGAACAAUAUGGAGCUCCAUUUAUCGAGGAGGAGUGGGAGGACGAUGAAGAGUUAAUUGUAAUGCCUGGGGAGGAGGUUGUGGCCAAUGAGGGGUUAGUUGAUGAUGAUAUCCAUUUUGGAGUGGAUGACAUUGCUCAGCAGUAUCUUGAUGAAGGACUUCCAUUUGAAUAUGCUCAACUUCCCUCGAACUAUCCUGAAGACACUAGCAAUCAUGUUGAUCUACCCGAUGUGCUUGUUGAAAGUGAUACAAAACCAGAAGUAUGUGUAGGCGAUACUUUGGAGCUACAGCAUAACCAUGGAUUCUUUCAAUUACCAGAGCAAUGCGGAAUGGGUGGGAAUGCUGAAUCAAGUGAUAAUUUUGCGGAAUCAAGUGACAAUUAUAAGCAUGAGGAUGUUGAUUACUUACUUGAUGAGCCUUACCCAAGUGUUCCGGACGAUCUUGCACUCAAUGAGGAACUAUUCCUUGAGGCCAAUGAUCUUUCAAAUCCAGUUGAAACUGAUCCUAUUGGUUUUGACGUGCUUGAAGAGUAUCUUACAUUCUUUGAUGCAGAUGAUGACAACUUACAGCUGUCUUUUGACCCAUCAGAAAUUUUGGGCAGUGAAGAUCCUAUUUCUGGCCAAGCAAUUCCUGAAGAGAAAGCAAAUGGAGUUGCAGAAAACGAGUUCGUUGCUAUCAAACAAACGUCUGUUGCUUCCGGCAAUGAUGCAUCCACUUCAAAGCAAAAGCCUGAGGCUACUACUGAAACAGGCUUGGAUUCAAGAUCAUCAUUUCUCAAACGUGCCAGUUACUUGUUGGGCGACAUCCCGGCUCCUCCUGCAUUUGCUUCAGAGUAUCCAUCAAAGGACACGGCCAUUCAGCAGAACUCAGCCGCUCCAACUUCCAGUUCAGUUCAUUUGACUGCCGGAAUGAUCCAAAUAAGAAGCUUGACAUCAAGUGAAGAUCUGGCAAAUUCCUUGGCCUUAUACCGAAAGUAUGCAGAGGUCAACCAAACCCAUUUUCUUGGCGGACUUCAAGGUGUCAAUGACGAUAUCAUCCGCCAGACACCGAUAUUUGUUGCAGUAUCUCAGAAGAAUGGGAAUACGGGGUCACGGGGCAGCUUCUUGUUCUUCUUUCUGCUUUUCUGGGUCCUUAUACUUUCAGUGAGCUAUAAAGUUGGGAGUUGUAUAUAUUCCCAUUGAUGCAGAAGCAGAAUUAAAGAUUAGGUGUGGCAAUGAAUAAGGUUUUACUGGCUGCUGCUAAAUCUCCCUCUCCAGCAGCCAAAAACAGCAUAUAAACUGAGGUGGAAUGGAAUGGAACUGCCCUUCUCGAGUCACUGCCUCGACUCCCCUUGCCCGCUCUCUGGGGUUUGCUUUUUAACUUUAUACAUUCUUUUGUCUACACUACAGAGAUGUUUUACACAGUAGUUGGAUGAGGGAAGAGAACAUUUAUACUUGCAUAUAUAUAUUAUUAUCUUAGGUUAUUUGGUUUUCUUUUAUGCGUUUUGAUCCCAAAACGCUACUUUACUCUCUUCAUUGUUAUAGGUAUAUGAGAAAACAAAGGGAAGAGAAACUUUCACCACACUGGAAUUUGUUCAUCAUUCACGAGAAACUUACAAUUGUUUUUAUUCAAGUUUAGGGCUACUUUCUCUGCAAGGAUUCAUUUUGUGCC
Momordica charantia (bitter melon) is the source of this 2407-nucleotide messenger RNA. Its product is annotated as NAC domain-containing protein 53. Lineage: Eukaryota; Viridiplantae; Streptophyta; Magnoliopsida; Cucurbitales; Cucurbitaceae. Gene Ontology annotation, molecular function: DNA binding. The record is from RefSeq and is a predicted model, not a curated record. Gene Ontology annotation, biological process: regulation of DNA-templated transcription.